Molecule: messenger RNA, 1014 nt
Organism: Fusarium keratoplasticum
Lineage: Eukaryota; Fungi; Ascomycota; Sordariomycetes; Hypocreales; Nectriaceae
Product: Eukaryotic translation initiation factor 3 subunit I
Exons: 3
Coding region: 1-1014 (337 amino acids)
Biological process (GO): cytoplasmic translational initiation
Cellular component (GO): eukaryotic translation initiation factor 3 complex, eIF3m; cytoplasm
Molecular function (GO): translation initiation factor activity; RNA binding; protein binding
Source: RefSeq, a predicted model, not a curated record
AUGCGGCCCAUUCUUCUUGCCGGGCACGAGCGUGCGCUCACCCAGAUUCGAUACAACCUCGAUGGCGACCUCAUCUUCUCCGUCGCCAAGGACCAGCAGAUCUGCGCCUGGUUCUCUCACAACGGCGAGCGUCUCGGAACCUACCACGGCCAUGUCGGUGCCAUCUGGACCGUCGACGUCGACCCUACCUCGACCAUGAUCGCCUCGGGCUCCGCCGACAACACCAUCCGCCUCUGGGAGGUCAAGACCGGUCGCCUCAUCAAGACCUGGGAGUUCCCCACCGCCGUCAAGCGAGUCGAGUUCAACGAGGACGGCACCAAGCUGCUAGGUGUCACCGAGAAGCGUAUGGGUUACCUCUCCAACAUUGUCGUCGUCGACAUCAACCCCGACGUCAACGCCGAGCAGAGUGACGAGAAGGUCCUGACCAUCGUCUGCGACGAGAGCAAGGCCACCGUCGCUGGCUGGAGCGCCAUGAGCAAGUACAUCAUUGCUGGCCACGAGGAUGGCAGCGUGAGCCGAUACGAUGCCAAGACCGGUGACCUGCUAGACAACGUCCCCGUCCAUGAGCUUAACCAGCCCAUCGUCGACCUCCAGUGGUCUCCUGACCGAACCUACUUCAUCACCGCCUGCAAGGACAAGACUGCCAAGCUCAUCUCUGCCCGCGACCUCGAGGUUCUCAAGACAUACGUCGCCGAUACUCCCCUAAACAGUGCUACCAUCACCCCCAAGAAGGACUUUGUCAUCCUCGGUGGUGGUCAGGCCGCCAUGGACGUCACCCGAACCUCUGCCCGUCAGGGUAAGUUCGAGGCCCGCUUCUACCACAAGAUCUUCGAGGACGAGAUCGGCCGUGUGCGAGGCCACUUCGGUCCCCUCAACACCGUCGCCGCCGACCCCACCGGCAAGAGCUACGCAAGCGGCGGAGAGGACGGCUACGUUCGAGUUCACCACUUCGACAAGGGCUACUUCGACUUCAACUACGAGGUCGAGAGGGAGCGGUUGAACCGAAUGCAGUAG